CCUCCCCCGGUUUGUAGUUGUACGCACAGGCCAUGAAUAACAGAGUACAAUUUUCAAGCCUAAAAAAACAAAUGCAAUCUUCACUUCUGUUGUAGGAGGCCAUUUUCAGAUCUGAGUGAUGUCCCAGCUCCACCCUUGCUAGAUGAUAUUUUGCCGUCACAAGUUUUCACCGAUGACUUGGACUCCUUUUCAGUAUCUCAGGCACUCGGCAACUCACCAAGCAAAGGCCAUGGAAUCUUAAAAUCAAGAUCUGCAGGUCUUCAACCAAGGCCAAGAGUUCGGUUUGUGCCUCCAGUGCAACGUAGGCAAGCCAGCCAGCCAAGCCAAGUUCAAAGCCAGCUAUCAUCGCAAGAGGACUUGUUCAAUGACACCAUUGACUCUCAAAGCCUGCAAGCCCCUCGAGAGAAAGGACAUCCUUUUGAUGAGCAACCUUACCCGAGCCAGCCAGCUAGAGAAGUUCAUGUGCAGAUGCCACCGCAGCUAAGGCAUAGUCAAGAUGAUGAAUUCCCAGCUUCCAUCCAUAUUCCAGCCUCAUCAACCCCAGGAGGAACAAAGAGAGGGGCGAAGUGUCUGCGUUCUAUUGAAGAAAUACCUGACCAGUACAGAUCAAUCUUCCCAUUCCCAUACUUCAACUUUGUGCAAUCACAAGUGCUGGAUGAUAUCCUGUAUACGGAUAAACCCCUGGUUGUAAGUGCUCCGACUGGAUCAGGAAAGACGGUUCUGUUUGAACUUGCCAUUCUCAGACUAUUGAUCUCGCAGGGAGGUUAUGAUAAUAGGACUAAAGUAGUAUACAUGGCUCCUAUCAAGGUCUUAUGCAGCCAGCGCUGUGAUGAAUGGAAGGAGAAGUUUGAACCGCUGGGUCUGAAAUGCCAGGAGCUGACAGGAGAUACUGAUAUUGAAGACUUCUACCAGUUACAGGCCGUCAAUAUCAUCUUCACUACACCUGAGAAAUGGGAUAGCAUGACAAGGAAAUGGAGAGACAACCAUUCUUUGGUUCAACUUGUUAAACUCUUCCUCAUUGAUGAAGUUCAUUCUCUGAAUGAAGAGACCCGAGGAGCCACUGUAGAGGCCGUCAUCAGUAGGAUGAAGACCGUCCAGGCCGCUCUACCAGACCAACGCACCAACACCUCCAUCAGUACACAGGAGCAGAGCAGUGGCUCAGGACUACGCUUCCUUGCUGUCUCCGCUACCAUUCCCAACAUCAAAGAUAUUGCAGAAUGGCUUGGAUUUGGUGACCAAACUGCUGUCUUUCACAAAUUUGACGACAGCCACAGACCAGUGACGCUUCGUAAGGUUGUGAUUGGCUAUCCCUGCUCUGAUAACUUCUCAGAGUUCAAGUUUGAUCUCUCCCUCAACUACAAGCUAAGUGGAGUCGUUCAGACCUACUCAGAAAACAAACCUACUCUUGUGUUCUGUUCUACUAGGAAAGCUGUAGAGCAGGCUGCUUCUAUCCUAGUGAAAGAAGCCAGGUUUAUCUUGAAUGCACAGUGCAGACAGAGGCUUCAGAUGUACAACAAUAGGAUCAGGGAUUCUAAACUCAGAGAUCUGGUCAUGAAUGGAGUUGGCUAUCACCAUGCUGGUCUGGACCUACAAGACAGGAAGGCUAUUGAAGAGAUGUUCCUUCAAGGGGAUCUCCCUGUACUCAUGUCGACCAGUACCCUAGCCAUGGGGGUGAACCUCCCUGCCCAUCUCGUGGUUGUCAAGUCUACACAGCACUAUGCAGGUGGGAUGUACAGAGAGUACAGCGAGACACAGAUCCUUCAGAUGAUAGGCAGGGCCGGCAGACCACAGUUUGAUACAAGCGCCACCGCAGUCAUUAUGACCAAACACAAGACAAAGGGAAAAUAUGACAAUCUCCUGGCUGGAACAGAGGAAAUAGAGAGCAGUCUUCACAACCACCUGAUAGAGCACCUGAAUGCUGAGAUAGUUCUGCACACCAUCGACAACAUGGACAUCGCCCUUGAGUGGCUCAAGUCUACCUUCCUCUACAUACGCGUCCAGAAGAAUCCCACCCACUACGGCCUACCAAAGGGGUUCACUCAGAUGGAGCUGGACAAACGGUUGAAAGAAUUGUGCACCAAAGACUUGACAUCACUGGCUAGCAUCAAUCUCAUACAGAUGGACCAGCAGAGUAAAGAACUAAAGCCUCUUGAGACAGGCAGACUGAUGGCAAGGUACUGUGUAGCCUUUGAGACCAUGAAGCAGUUCACCAAACUGGAUGGCAAUGAGACUGUGUCAGAUUUGAUGGUACUUGUGUCCAAGUGCAAGGAGUUCAGUGAUGUUCAGCUCCGAGUGAAUGAGAGGAAGGUGCUGAACAAGAUGAACAAGGAUAAGAACCAUGUUACGAUCCGUUACCCGAUGAGUGGCAAGAUCAAGACAAACGACAUGAAAGUCAACUGCUUGAUCCAAGCCACCUUAGGGUCCAUUCCUAUCCAGGAGUUUGCUCUAAAUCAGGAUUGCUAUAAGAUAUUCAGGGCAGGCCAGAGACUCACCAGAUGCCUAACGGAGUACCUCAUGACCAGAACGGAAUUCAAAGCCUUGCUGAAUGCCCUGCUCACAUCCAAGUGCAUCCAAGCCAAGCUGUGGGAGAACUCCAGAUAUGUAGCCAGACAGCUGGAGAAGAUCGGUCCCACCAUGUCCAAUGCCUUGGUCCAUGCUGGUCUGGAUAGCUUCCAGAAGCUGGAGAAUAAGAACCCCAGGGAACUGGAAUUGAUUGUAAAUCGCCAUCCUCCAUUUGGGAAUCAGAUUGUAGAGGCUGUCUCUCAUCUUCCAAAGUAUGAUGUCUCCAUUGAACAGGUAUCAAAGUACAGUCCUGUGAGAGCAGAACUAAAUAUCACAGUUUGUCUCCAAAACCAUGAGGCCGUAGCUCAGAAACAGACCACCAAACCCAACCACAUGGUCAUUCUACUUAUCGGAGAUGCAGACAACAAAGUGGUCUACAAGCAAAGAGUAGCAGACUCCCAGCUGGUGCAGUCAGGUAUGUGGAUGCGUAAAGUGGAAGUCAAGAGGGCAAUCAAAGGAGAGGAGCUCAACAUUAACCUCAUCAGUCAAGACUUUGUUGGUCUGGAUGUACAGAGCUCCUACUCGCCAUUCUACUCUGGACCAAAGCAUCUGAGAGCAGCAGUAAAGAAUGAAGCCCUGCCCCCUCAACUGGCCGAGAAGAAAUCCCCUGUGAGGAGAUUGGUGCCUGGUCUACCUGGAAACAACCCUUCAAACAAGAACAGGAGUCACCUACUAGGUCAAUCAGACAGGAUGGAUUCUCAAAAAGGGUUCACAAAUACAGAGUUUUCUUCACCCUGCGAUGAUGGUAUACAAGAUUUUGGAGGGUAUGGAAGCCGUAAGCCCUGCAGCCAUCGCUGCUUGGACAAGGACACCUGCGCUCAUGACUGCUGUAAGUUUGGCGUCCCCAUCAGACCCCCUCCCAGACCUAGGGCUCCACCAACCAAGAGGUUGCAGACUCCUGAUGAAGAACUGGCUACCACCGGCAGCAACGCCUACAACCCACAGAGCGCUGCCACCACACCAUCUAGAUCUAGAGGUCCUCGAGGUAUUGAUGGGUUCCUGGACCUGAUGAGACAGAGAGCUCGGGAUAUAAGUACGACACCAAAUAUCAAGCGCUUGAAGUUCAGUGACUCGACUCCUACCCCCUUACCCACGCUGGAUCGGUUUGCCUACACACCCAAGAGAAGCUUGCUCCCCGCAAUGGACAAGGCAGCUGAUACACCUGUCGCCAAAACCCCACGCACCACCACCACCUGCACCGCCACACCCAAUCCCUCUACCAUGGAGCCUCAGAGGACUACGGGAUGGGAACACCUGGACUUCUACAGGCAUCAGAGGGAGAUAGAGCUCUCUGAAACCCAGCCUGAGGUGUCCCAUGGUGUGGGUGGAGAUAUGUAUGGUGAUGAUGAUGAUGAUGAACUCCCUAAAGUAUCUCUUGGCUUUGAUGAGGGCCCAGGUGAUCUUCCUUGUUUUGACAUUGGAGGAAGCGACAUCUAUGACGUGGAUGACAUGGACGACAUUAUCUGCAUGGAUCACCUUGACAGUCACUUUCAUCCAACCCUCAAUGACACUGUGAAGGUCAUCUCCUGCGAUUCAGCUAAGCCCUAUGAAGGCGCGACCCAACCAGCUCCGCAGAGACCAGGGUACCUGUGGGGAGGUGUGCCUUCAAGGCAGCCACAUCCGAUGCAGGAGCAGUCUGUCCCGAAUGUGAGUGUGCCACCUGGGUGGAAGCUCUGUAGAGGGGACCCCAGUGAGUCCAUUGCUGCGUCCAGUGCAACCCUCUCCCUACCAGUCAUGGAGUACACCCUUACCAGUAGUCCUGCUGACCAGUACGUCCCGUUAGGAAGGAGGGGUCAUCCUCUGCAUCCAACUGUGAGACCUGCAUGCAGUAAUAACCUAGGAGGUUACAGACCUCAAGGAGGUGGUGUCCAGUCCCUGCCAAGACCCCAGCUGAGUGAUGCUUGGACCAAACCCCUCCCACCUACAAGUCAUAAUGGGAGGACUGGAACACGGUAUGACCAAUGUCGACUUCUCACCUUCUCUAUUUCAGUUGAAUCAAUGUCAGUCUGGAUUAAAACAGUGUAA
This is a messenger RNA of Strongylocentrotus purpuratus (purple sea urchin), 4587 nucleotides long. It is a transcript of the gene hfm1, whose product is annotated as probable ATP-dependent DNA helicase HFM1. The transcript has 28 exons. The record is from RefSeq and is a predicted model, not a curated record. The coding region runs from base 469 to 4587 and encodes 1372 amino acids. Lineage: Eukaryota; Metazoa; Echinodermata; Echinoidea; Camarodonta; Strongylocentrotidae. Gene Ontology annotation, molecular function: ATP binding; nucleic acid binding.